Molecule: messenger RNA, 1766 nt
Organism: Rhipicephalus sanguineus (brown dog tick)
Lineage: Eukaryota; Metazoa; Arthropoda; Arachnida; Ixodida; Ixodidae
Product: microspherule protein 1-like
Biological process (GO): positive regulation of transcription by RNA polymerase II
Cellular component (GO): MLL1 complex; Ino80 complex; NSL complex
Molecular function (GO): protein binding; G-quadruplex RNA binding
Source: RefSeq, a predicted model, not a curated record
UAAUAGAAUGGAAUAAUGCUUUUCAUUUCAGAAUCUCCACCGACAAUUGGAAAUGUGAAGUGUGCAUUUUCUAAUUCUGAUGGUGAAUCGGCACCUAGGCCUGCCCCAGCUGUGCCCCAUGCUAGCCUUAAGGUCAGCACUUACUUGCCUGAGCAUUUGCAGAAGAGACGCAGCUCAUCUCGGUCCAUAAAGCGCAAGAAGUUCGACGAUGAGCUUGUCGAGAGCAGUCUCAUCAAGACACCUCGUACACGGCCUUUGCCUGGUACUCCUUCAACAUCACUGACCCAAAGCGUUGCCCCUGUCGGCAGCUCGGGUUCAGCACCAGUGCUUGCCAGUUACUCUGACAGCAGUCAGGUGGAGUCAAUUGCCCUGUAUUCAGAGAGGAAAAAGACAUCAAAGUCCACACCAAAGCGAGUGAAAAAGUCUUCCAAGAACACACAGGCCUUGGUCACGAAGGACCUUGGUCGAUGGAAGCCUCUUGAUGACUAUACUCUUUGUUUGGCCAUACAACAAACAACAAACCUGGAGGCUGUGUUCCGUGGAGUCAAAUUUUCCUGCAAUUUCACUCGACAAGAAAUCAAAGAAAGGUGGUAUGCGCUGCUGUAUGACCCUGUUAUAUCCAAAUUGGCUGUGACCUCAAUGAAACAGCUCCACCCAGAUGUUUUGGCAAGUGUGCAAGCCAAAGCCCUUUAUAGUAAAGAAGAAGAGCGCAUCUUGUGCACCAUACCAUCGACUUCGCAGCCCACACUUGAGGAUUUCCAACAACUUCUCGUGAAACAUGCAGACGUAUUUCUGUCUUCACGCACACCCAAGGAGUUGUUGCACCAUUGGACAUUAAUGAGGCAGUAUUUCCUCUUUCCCGAACAAAUGGCACCUCAGAGAGAAGAAGGGGACCGAAUACUCAACCUCUCUGAUGCAGAAGACGAAUUCGUAGAUGAGCAGCUCGUUGGUUGGGUGAAGGAUGAAGUCAUGGAUCACGGUGUCCAUCUACUAGAGCGCAAUGCCCUGCAAGAGAUUCGUCAGCUGGAAAAUGAACUACCAAAGUGGCAUGUGCUUGUGGACAGUGUCACUGGUGUAUCGCCACCUGAUUUUGACAAUCAAACUCUUGCUGUACUUCGUGGUCGCCUUGUACGGUACCUUAUGCGAUCUAAAGAAAUAACGAUUGGACGUAUGACCAAAGACAAUGUCAUCGAUGUUGACCUGUCUUUGGAGGGCCCUUCGUGGAAAAUAUCACGUCGUCAAGGUGUGAUCAAGCUUCGCAACACUGGGGAAUUUGUCAUUGCUAAUGAGGGCAAGAGGCCAAUCUUCAUUGAUGGCAAGCCAGUUCUAGCUGGCAACAAGCACAAGCUGAACAACAACUCUGUUGUGGAGAUUGCUAACUUGAAGUUUAUAUUUCUUGUCAACCAAGACCUGAUAAGUGUCAUUCGCUCUGAGGCGCCUCAGUCGUCGUAACAGCUACCGGACAAGAGGAUUGAGCUUCUUUUUCCAUUUCAUAGAGUGAAUGUAGUGUUUAAAAAGUCUAACAUCACCCUCUCAUUGUAAGAAAUACAUCAUUUACAUUUUUGAAGUUUCAUUUACAGAAAAUGUUUAUGUGGCACUUUUACAUAAGCUGCAAGUUUUUCUGUAUGUUUUUACUUCUAUUUUUCAAGCAGCCAUGAAAGACAUGUUUAAUUUGGCUUGCUGGGGUUUUUUUACCUGAGAAGCUGCACAGAUAGCACAAAUGUUAUUUUUCCGUUGUUUAUUGGUAUUAAAUUAUUCACAUGCAA